AUGCCUCAGCGUCAGAAGAGUCCAGGAUGCCCACAGAAUCAACACCUUCAGAUCUUCACUCAGUCCCAGGGUCUGGAGGUUACACAGGUGUCCAGAGCUGUAGAGGAGACCCAUCUCUCCUCCCAUUCUGUAAUGCCUGGCAGUUUGAAGGAGGAUCCUGAUGCUGGUCUUCCCUAUACUCCUCAAAGUCCUCAGAGUUUCUGUUCCUCUUCCAUUGCUAUCAGAGCCACCUCACCCAGCAAAUCAGAUGAAGGGCCCAGUAGCAAAGAAAGGGAGGAUAGCCUAAGCACCUCACAGCCUCUGCCAGACCCCGAGAAUGUGCUUCUGGAUGCAGUAGAUACAAAAGCAGCCAUGUUGGUGAAUUUCUUGAUGCUCAAGUAUCAGAUGAAAGAGCCAGUCACAAAGGCAGAUAUGUUGAAGAUUGUCAUCAGAGAGCAUGAAGUCCACUUCCCUGAGAUCCUCUUAAGAGCAUCUGAGCGCAUGGAGAUGGUCUUUGGCAUUGACCUGAAGGAAGUGGAUCCUGCCAACCACCGCUAUGACCUCCUCAUCAAAUUGGGCCUCACCUAUGAUGGGAUGCUGCAUGGUGAAGUGGGCAUGCCCAAGACCGGCGUUCUCAUACUUAUCCUGGCUGUGAUCUUCAUGAAGGGAAACCGUGCCACCGAAGCCGAAAUCUGGGAAGUUCUGAAUGUGACCGGGAUAUAUUCUGGAAGGAAGCACUUCAUCUUUGGGGAGCCCAGGAAGCUCAUCACCGAAGAUUUUGUGAAAGAAAAAUACCUGGAGUACCGGCAGUUGGCCAACACUGAUCCUGCCCAGUUUGAGUUCCUGUGGGGCCCCAGAGCCCAUGCUGAAACCACCAAGAUGAAGGUCCUGGAGUUUCUGGCCAAGGUUCAUGGGACUGACCCAAGUUCUUUCCCAUCUCAGUAUGAGGAGGCUUUGCAAGAUGAAGAAGAAAAAGCUCGAGCCAGAAUUCCAGGCAGGGCUGUCUCUCCUUCUUUGGCCACUGCAAGUUCUGGUGCCAAGACCAGUAGCUUCUCUCAUACCUAG
This is a messenger RNA of Phacochoerus africanus (Common warthog), 1044 nucleotides long. Its product is annotated as melanoma-associated antigen B16-like. Lineage: Eukaryota; Metazoa; Chordata; Mammalia; Artiodactyla; Suidae. The record is from RefSeq and is a predicted model, not a curated record. Gene Ontology annotation, biological process: negative regulation of transcription by RNA polymerase II. The coding region runs from base 1 to 1044 and encodes 347 amino acids. Gene Ontology annotation, cellular component: nucleus. The transcript has a single exon.